This is a messenger RNA of Rhineura floridana, 1119 nucleotides long. RefSeq names its product integrin alpha-M-like. The transcript has 7 exons. Bases 286 to 1086 code for a protein of 266 amino acids. The record is from RefSeq and is a predicted model, not a curated record. Gene Ontology annotation, cellular component: external side of plasma membrane; integrin complex. NCBI's taxonomy places the organism in Eukaryota, Metazoa, Chordata, Lepidosauria, Squamata, Rhineuridae. Gene Ontology annotation, biological process: cell adhesion mediated by integrin; cell-cell adhesion; integrin-mediated signaling pathway. Gene Ontology annotation, molecular function: integrin binding.
GAGCCAGCUGGUUCAUUUCUCUUUUCUUUUUCUCAUUUCUUUGCAGAAGCUGCUCUGUCUGAGUCACAUUCUCUCUUCUAGCCUGUCCAUCCCUCCCCCGCCUCUUUGAGGGCUGGACUUUCUUUUCAGUCCCUGCGUGAGAUAAAGCCUCACUUCUCUACUUUAACCACUCAGCUGUUAAGCUGCAAGUUCCCCUUCAAAGCUACCCCUUUGCCUGCUGGUCUCCUGGCCUCUCAGCUCUCUUCUCCACUGGAUUAUCUCAUCCCAGUCUGAGCUUUCCCAGGCAUGGAUCUUCUUCCACUGCUUUUUUACCUGGGCACAGUGAUGGUAUCGUGGUGCAGUGGAUUCAGCGUGGAUGUGGAUACACCAACCAUCUUCAGGAAGCAAACUCAGAGCUUUGGGAGCAGUGUGGCACAGACAAGGAAUGAGGUGCUUGUCGGGGCUCCCCUUCAGAUGGGACAAGGGAAUGAAAUGGGUAAACUCUACCGGUGCACUUACCGUGCACAUGUUUGUGAAGAGAUUAGCAUCCAAUUACCAGCAGAUGCUGUCAACAUGUCCCUUGGUUUGUCCUUAGUUGCCAGGGACUCUCGAGUCUUGGUGUGCGGUCCCACAGUACACCGGGCCUGUGGAACAAACAUGUAUGUGAAUGGCUACUGCUUCCUUCUGGAUCAAAAGCUCCAAAAGCUCCAGCAGUUUCCAGAGAUUUUACCAGAAUGCACUGCCCACCCAACAGAUAUUGUGUUCUUGAUCGAUGGCUCAGGCAGCAUCAAUGCACGGGACUUCAAAAUGAUGAAGGCAUUUGUCUCUGCGGUCAUCAAGAGACUCUCCGGCAGAAACACACGGUUUGCCCUUGCACAGUUUUCCAGCACCUUUGCAGAACACUUUGAUUUCAGUACGCCAGAUCCGGCUGAGCACGUCUUGGAUGUCAUUCAAAAAGGGGGCAUGACCCACACAGCCACCGCCAUCAGAAAUGUCGUGUAUGUCUCAGGACCUCAUGGCUUUGCACUGCAGAAACAGCUUGCUUCUGUUGUACCUAUCUCUUUGGGCCCUCCUUUGAAAUCCAAUCUGUGUAUUAAGAAUAUUUAAAUUCUGUGAUCAGAAUAAAUAACUUGAAGUAAA